AUGACCAGCGUGAUAGGCCAUCUCACAGGCCUGGACUUCGAGCGCCAGUACAAGGGCUGGAUGUCUUGUCCCCCCGGCGCCUUGUUUGAGGCUCCAGUUCAUGAAGAUGUUGACAAGGACAAACUGCCGAUUGCAGAAAAUAUUCGAAACCAAGCACAAUACAGCAAAGCACUGUUCAUCUGGACUGAUUGUGAUCGAGAAGGAGAACAUAUUGGGGCCGAGGUCCGCAACCAGGCCAAAAGUGGCAAUGCAAGAAUAGAGGUCAAGAGAGCCAAGUUCAGCAACACGGAGAGAGCUCAUGUCCUCCAAGCUGCUCGUCAACCAGUCGAGCUUGAUGAAUAUCAAGCCAAUGCCGUUGCGGCAAGAAUAGAACUUGAUCUGCGUAUUGGUGCCGCUUUUACUCGACUUCAGACUCUUCAGCUCCAGGCUGUGACAUCAAUUCUGAAAGACAAAAUCAUUAGCUAUGGAUCAUGUCAAUUUCCCACCUUGGGCUUCGUGGUCGACCGAUAUCUCCGAGUACAAAACUUCAAACCAGAGACUUUUUGGGGCAUCAAAGUUAUGCUUCGGCGUGAAGGAAAGGUGGUCAAUUUCCUCUGGAGACGUGUCCAUUUGUUUGACCGCGCUGCCGUCAUCAUGAUGUUAGAACGCUGCUUGAUUGCAAAAGAAGCCAAAGUCAGCAAAGUUAGCAAAAAACCCAAGAGCAAAUGGCGGCCUUUGCCCUUGACAACCGUUGAUCUCCAAAUGAUGGGCAGCAGGUUCCUUCGCAUGGACAGUCAAAAGAUUAUGAAACUUGCUGAAGGUCUUUACACCAAGGGAUUUAUCAGCUACCCAAGAACGGAGACAGAUCAGUUUGAUAAGGAAAUUGACCUCAAGAAGCUGGUAGAGAAACAGUUUCCAGACAGCUCAUGGGGUCAAUACGCUAGAGAUCUUAUUGAUGGAAAAUUCAGGACACCUCGAUCAGGCCGCAAUAAUGAUCAGGCACAUCCUCCUAUCCACCCUGUAGCCUGGGUUUCACCAAGCCAACUCAGUGCCGAUGAAAAAAAGGUCUACGAAUUCGUGGCUCGGCGAUUCCUAGCCUGCUGUUCAGAGGAUGCAAAAGGUCAGGGUACUGAGAUUGAAAUCAAAUAUGGAGAUGAAUUCUUCCAUGCCAACGGCCUCAUCGUGCUUGAGCGGAACUAUCUCGAUGUUUACGUCUACGACAAGUGGGAGAGCAGUCAGCAGUUACCGAAUUUCGAGAAAGACGAGACCUUCCAGCCCACCGAAGCGAACAUUUUCGAGGGAAAGACCACGGCUCCAAACUACUUGACUGAACCAGAGCUGAUCGGUCUGAUGGAUGCCAACGGCAUUGGUACUGACGCCACCAUGGCAGAGCAUAUUGCUAAAGUCAAAGAUCGGGAAUACGUUGUCCCUAAUAAGCGAGGAACUGGACGGACUGCGGUCGAAGAGUUAAUUCCAACCCGACUAGGAAUUGCACUCGUUGAGGGAUAUGAUAAUGUGGUUGCAGGCCUUCCGAAUAGCAUAUCCUUGAGCAAACCAUUCCUUCGGAAAGAGAUGGAAUUACGCAUGCUUGAGAUCUGUGCAGGCACGAAGACCCGACAGGACGUUGUGCAACAGAGUCUUGACAUGUACCGGGAAGUCUUCAUUCAUACGCAGAGACGCAUUGAGAUGCUGAAGGUUGCUUGCCGAAAAUACCUUGUCGAAGAGGCAGCUUGA
Penicillium malachiteum is the source of this 1713-nucleotide messenger RNA. RefSeq names its product DNA topoisomerase 3. Gene Ontology annotation, molecular function: DNA binding; DNA topoisomerase type I (single strand cut, ATP-independent) activity. The transcript is spliced from 5 exons. Gene Ontology annotation, cellular component: nucleus. The record is from RefSeq and is a predicted model, not a curated record. Lineage: Eukaryota; Fungi; Ascomycota; Eurotiomycetes; Eurotiales; Aspergillaceae. Bases 1 to 1713 code for a protein of 570 amino acids. Gene Ontology annotation, biological process: DNA topological change.